UUCCUCUAAAAAAGACAAAAUUAACCACCUAAACGACCACUCUCUCCUCUACUACAAUACAGUACAUUGUCUGUCUUCUCCAAGAACAAGACUGAAGAACAAACACAGAACCAAAAAUGGCUAACACCACCUUCACUCUCACACCAUCAAAACCAACCCUCUCUCCCCUCACUAAAUCCAACUCCCUUGCCCCUUCCAAUCUCAACUUCAAACUCAUUUCCUUCUCUUCCUCCACUCACAUGGCAAUGUCCUCUCGAAAGGAUCCGACACUUCUCAAAUCCUUCCCCGACGACACCGCCAUCACAAUCACCACCACAACCCCCACCCCAUCCUACCGCAACCUCAAAUCCCGUCUCCGUUCUAAUGAAACCCUCUACGGCCUCUUCCUCCUCACCUUCUCCCCCACUCUCGCCGAAAUCGCCGCCCUCUCCGGCUACGACUUCGUUGUCAUCGACAUGGAACACGGUCACGGCAGCAUCUCCGACGCUCUCCCCUGUAUCCACGCACUCGCCGCCGCAAAUACCGCAGCAAUCCUCCGUGUCCCAGAAACCACCGCUGCAUGGGCCAAGAAAGCCUUAGAUUUAGGCCCACAAGGAAUCAUGUUUCCUAUGAUCGAAUCCGGUAAAUCCGCAUCAAAAGCUGUAUCUUACUGCCGUUUUCCACCCAGCGGAGUUCGUGGGUCGGCCCAUCCUAUUGUUCGGGCUUCAAGCUAUGGUAUUGAUGAAGGGUACUUGAAUAACUAUCUUGACGAGCUUUUGGUAAUGGUUCAAGUUGAAUCUGAAGAAGGUGUGAAGAAUGUUGAAAAAAUUGCAGCCGUUGAUGGGGUUGAUUGUGUGCAAAUGGGACCGUUGGAUUUGAGUGCUAGCAUGGGAUAUUUGUGGGAUCCGGGGAAUAAGAAAGUGAGGGAGACGUUGAUGGAAGCUGAGAGGAAGGUGUUGAAGAGGAAGAGUGAGAAAGAUGAUGUUUUUUUGUCGGGUUUUGCAUUGCCGUUUGAUGGGCCUAAAGAUCUUCGAUCGCGUGGGUAUCAUAUGGUUUCUGGUGCUACUGAUGUUGGUUUGUUUAGAAGUGCGGCGGUUGAGGAUGUUAGGAGGUUUAAGGAGAGUUUGGUUGAGGAUGGUGAGGAUAGUGAUAGGGAAGAAUUGGGUAAAGAUGAUGAAAAAUACUGGAGUGAGUGAAUGACAUACUCGAUUUUCUCAGUUUUUCGAUUUAUGUAUGAUUAUGUGAUGUACUGUUGUUGUUAGUUAGGGUAUGCAUUUAAUCUUCAAUAAAAAUAAACUCUUUUUGAUCUGUUAUGGCUAUAGUCAAGGGUUAGAAUUGCGGUUAAAUGCUGCUUCAGUUGCAGUCAACUGCGAUCAACUUACAAUUGUCUGCCGAGAUUGUGGCUGGGUUUAGAUGUACUGGUUAUUGUAUAGUUGUAUUUAUUUGAUCAAUGGUAGUGUUGUUUUGACUUGUUAUAGUUAAUUGUUGAUUAGGCUGAGUUAUAAUUGGUCUUGUACUAGAUAACAAAUCUUUGAUCAGUUGAGCAUAAAUUAUGGGAGUCUCGGCUCCCAACUUAGGUGCUAUUUGGCCUCUCAUUGUGUAACGUUGGACUUGCUUUGUUUUUGUUUUUCAUUUCGGUGAUCGGGUUAUUUUGAUGAUUAUAGAUAUUGCUUUUUGGGCAUAAA
Medicago truncatula (barrel medic) is the source of this 1664-nucleotide messenger RNA. Its product is annotated as 2-keto-3-deoxy-L-rhamnonate aldolase. The record is from RefSeq and is a predicted model, not a curated record. Gene Ontology annotation, cellular component: cytoplasm. Gene Ontology annotation, molecular function: aldehyde-lyase activity. The coding region runs from base 117 to 1175 and encodes 352 amino acids. The transcript has a single exon. Lineage: Eukaryota; Viridiplantae; Streptophyta; Magnoliopsida; Fabales; Fabaceae.